Molecule: messenger RNA, 2538 nt
Organism: Carassius gibelio (silver crucian carp)
Lineage: Eukaryota; Metazoa; Chordata; Actinopteri; Cypriniformes; Cyprinidae
Exons: 2
Coding region: 237-962 (241 amino acids)
Source: RefSeq, a predicted model, not a curated record
AGAGAGUAACAUGCGUAGCACACUGUUUACACAACUUACUCAUAACAGACACUCUUACCAAAAUCCCUGAAGCACAAGCCUUAAUUUCCCAAUGCAAAGAUAUUGUCAGUGCACUGCACUUCAAGGCACAUCUAAUAGAGGAAUUUGUGUUGGAGCAGAAAGAGGCAGACAUAUUUGCCAAGAUUUAAGACCUGCAGGAUGAAAUUGAUGCAGAUUCCAAUGAUCCUAUUGAUGAAAUGGAUGAUGCAGAGGAUUGGCAGCUGGGAACUAAGAAAUCAAUACAGGGCUCACAGACACACAAAACACUGAAGACCACAGUGCCAACACAUUGGAACAGUGUCCUCAACAUGAUCAGAAGCUUCGUCAGUAUGGAGACAGAAGUCACUGAAAUCCUGAAGAGGAUAGGAAAGCCCUUGUUAUGCCUCCUACCUGAUGACAUCAAACUACUUUGUAACUUAUUUAGCUUUUUAGAAGACUUUGUGAAAUUCACUCUCAUUAUAAGUGAAGUCAGUCCAAACCUGAGUGCCCGGGCUCGAAUCAAGAAAAUCUGUGCAGUGGCUCCCAGAGAUCCACUACUGAUGAAGAGAGUCAAAAAACGAAUAGUGAAAAACAUGGACAAACGAAUCCCCAUGUCAGAUCUGGUUAGAGCCACUGCAGUGUUUGAUCCAGCUGUCAGAGAUAUCACUAUGAUGAAAGAUGAAAGCAUAGAGCUGCUGCAGAAUCUCCAUGAGAAACUGAACUCCUCCAGAUUCAGUUCAACAGUGUUUGGGGUUGGAGAUGAGAGGACAACUACUGAAGGUGGUUCAAGAGGUCCCUCUGGUGGGAAUGGUGACCACGAUGGAGAUGUGGGAGGAAGUGCGAAACUCCUGCGACUAGAAUUAUUAGCAGAGGCACAAGAAGAUGCAGAAGCUCAUUCUUCAAGUUCUAUCCUUGACCACGAGAUAGAUGCUACAAAUAUAUAAAUAUGUGCAUACGCUGUGAAAGUAAAAUCUGGUGUUUGCUUUAUUACAUUGUAUUGCAUUUUGUAGAAAUAUAGUGUAAGCCAUGCAUUGCUUGGAAAGAUUGAGAUCUAGUUUAUCAGUAUAACAUAGACAUCUGUACACAUGAAGUGGCAGCUUCAGCCAUUUGCAGCUAUGAAAAGUUUGGCGGCUGCAGCAGCCAUUUAGGUUUUGGCUUGCCAGCCAAUAACUUCAUGAGCCAGCCAUUAUUCUCAAAACAAAUGGCUUCAGGCUGUAGACUCACUGACUGCAGGUUGGAACAUUAAUACACGACAAGGGCACAAGGACAAAAACCUGACUACUAUUAACAGACAAAGAUGGACACCUGACAUGAACAAACCAAUGGGGAACAAGGCACAUGAAUAAGACAACCAAUGAGUAAACAGAACUGAUAAAUAACAAGACAAACCAAUCAAAACAUGACACAAUGAACAAGAGGAACCAAUUGUAUGAAGACAAGAGGGCAAGGGAAGCAUGACACAAACAAUUGCAAAAUAAAAGAAGUGAAAUCAUGAAACCAAUAUCCCAAAACAGAAACAAAACCCACAUUACUAUAUAUAUAUAUUCAGGGGACAUACAGCCAAGUAUGGUGACCCAUACUCAGAAUCCGUGCUCUACAUUUAACCCAUCCGAGGUGCACACACACACUGUGAACACACACACACACACCCGGAGCAGUGUUCAUCAUUUAUGCUGUGGCGCCCGGGGAGCAGUUGGGGGUUCGGUGCUUUGCUCAAGGACACCUCAGUCGUGGUAUUGCCAGCCCGAGGCUCGAACCCAAAACCUUAUAGGGUAAGGAGUUAUACUCUCUACCCACUAGGCCACAACUUACUUAUAUAUAGUAUAUAUUAUAUUUUUAAGGUUAUUAGAUAGUGUGGCUUUAUUAUCUUUUCAUUUUAAUUUAAUUUUUUUAUUAUUUAUUUCUUUUAUUUAUUCAUUUUGGAAUAUUUAUCCUCUUUGCUAUAAAGCGUUUCUGGCACAAAAAUAAACAAUAAAUGACAAUUAUGUAAAUAGUGUUUCUAAUGUUUAUAAACUGUCAUAUGUUACAAAAAUAUGGUUUACACAGACAAUCUGAUUUAUUUAAUAACUGCACAAUUGAAACCCCCCUGCACUUUCCCCACUCACCAUCAUGAACAGCACUGUGACUGCAGUGGAGUCAUUCAGAUUCCUGGGAACCACCAUCUCUCAGGACCUGAAGUGGGACAAUCACAUUGACUCCACUGUGAAAAAGGCCCAGCAGAGGUUGUACUUCCUUCGCCAGCUGAGGAAGUUUAACUUGCCACAGGAGUGUACUUAUGCUUAUAAACGUGCAAUAUCCUUAUAUUUAUUUGUUAACCCUCCAUCCUAGAACAUUCCUGCAUCUCACUCAAUCCUAUUCCUUUUUCAUUUAUAGCACAAUUGUUUAUACAUUUAUUUAUUUGCCAAUUUGUAAAUCUCUUUUUUUUUUUUUUUUUUUGUGUGUUGUUGUCUCUGUGUACUGGAAGUUUAUGUCACUAAAACAAAUUCUUUGUAUGCGUAAGCAUACUUGGCAAUAAAGCUC